Molecule: messenger RNA, 2228 nt
Organism: Onychostruthus taczanowskii (white-rumped snowfinch)
Lineage: Eukaryota; Metazoa; Chordata; Aves; Passeriformes; Passeridae
Gene: TMEM38B
Product: transmembrane protein 38B
Exons: 6
Coding region: 69-929 (286 amino acids)
Biological process (GO): potassium ion transmembrane transport
Cellular component (GO): membrane
Molecular function (GO): potassium channel activity; identical protein binding
Source: RefSeq, a predicted model, not a curated record
GCCGCGUCCUCAGCGCUCCUCCGCCUCUCCCGUCCCGGGCAGCCGCUCCGGGAGCUCCGUGCCCGGCUAUGGAGCUGUGGCAGGUGCCGCUGAGCUUCUCCCGCCUCCGCAUGUUCCCUUUCUUCGACCUGGCGCAUUAUGUCGCCUCCGUCCUGGCGCUGAAGGAGCAGCGGGGAGUUGUGGAAGUGUCGGUCCGAAGUCCGUUGGCCUGCUGGUUUAGUGCAAUGCUUUAUUGCUUUGGGGGUUCAGUUUUGUCUUCGUUGAUGCUUGGUGAACCUCCAGUAGCAUUUCUGGCAAAGACCAUAAACAUUCUACUGGCAUCCUCAGUCUGGUAUCUAGUGUUUUACUGCCCAGAAGACAUAUUCUGCCGCUGCUUUUCCUUUCUGCCUCUUCGUCUUCUGGUGGCAGGAAUGAAAGAAGUGACAAGGACUUGGAAGAUCACAGAUGGCAUUGCACAUGCAGACUCUGUCUACAAAGAUGCCUGCCUUAUCAUGGUGGCUGUGGGCUGGGCCAGAGGUGCUGGUGGUGGCCUAAUUUCCAACUUUGAGCAGCUGGUGAGAGGAGUGUGGAAACCUGAAACCAAUGAGCUCCUGCAGAUGUCCUACCCUGUGAAGGUAACUUUGAUAGGAGCAGUUCUUUUCACCCUGCAACGCAGACAGUACUUGCCAAUAGCAAAACACAACCUUGUGUUUUUAUACACCAUCUUUCUUGUUGUCUUCAAGGUAAAAAUGAUGUUGACAAGAUGUGCAACUUCUCCACUUGCUCCCAUUGAGGCUGCAGUGGGCCAAAUGUUUUUUGGCUCACGAAAGACACCUUCCAAAGUGAAGGGUGAAAGUGCCACAUCUUCCAACGGCUCUUCAGUCUGUGACCAGCCUUCUGAGCAGCACCAUGAGAGUGCUAAGAAAAAGCAAGCAAAGAAAACAGAAUAAGUGACUUGAAAUCCUUGUGAUGGUCAUGAAGAUGUGUGUCUUCCAGAUUAGGCUGGCUGAGAAGUUUCUCUAAGGAAAGGAAAACAGGGCUGUGUUGUGGUUUGCCUUUUUGGGAUGUGUUAUGCAAGCUAUGUGUAAAUGCACAUGUCAGAUCUGUGAGUUAAAACUAUGAACUUUUAUAGUGGUUAAAAGUUUACUAAUUUUUGUACUUAUGGCAACUUCAGAUGCUUAUAUGUUAAAAAGAUAUUUUCACAAAUGUGACAAUCAUAUUUUUUUUUCCUACAGUAUCACUUGUUUCACGUUUUCCUAUCCCCCAGUUCUUAUGUGUCAUUUUGAUAACACUGAUUUAUACUGUCAGGUGUUCACUGUAGCACAUCCCAAAUAAGAAAGUCAUUAAGUAAGGCUUAAUCACAUUGCACUCUGUAAAACCAUAAAAAUGUACCGAUUUAAUGCCUUUAACUAGAAAAGUAACUGAAUUAUUGUUGUAAUUCACAUUGCAUUCAUUUCUUAAAGUAAAUAUUUAAAAAUAUUUUUAAAUGUUUUAAAAUGAAAGUACAUUAUCUGGCACUUUAACAAAUCUUAGUUAGCAAGUAGAAACACAUCAGUAUUUUUGUUGUUGGCUUACUUGGACUCUUUUAUUUGCAAACAUUCGAGAUGUAGGUGUUUUUUGCCACACUAAUGUUUUACAAGUGGUUUGUAGUUAUUUUCUGUUUCAUUUGUGUCUAGACAUCUUUGCCUGCAUUUUUUUUCCAAGCAUAUGCACUUAUUUCUUUUCAAAGACAAACUCUGUUAGGAAGAAUACUGGACAGUACAUUUGCCUUGUUUAGUCAGCACCCUGAGCUGCAACACAGGGAUGGGAGCAAAGUGUUACCCCCAUAAUCCAUGAGGGAAUGGUCAGUGAGCUGCUAGAACACCUGGACACUACCAAGUGGUGGGAUGGGAUCCACCCAGGGGUGCUGAGGGAGCUGGCAGAGAGCUCGCUGGGCCACUUCCAAUCAUUUACCAGCAGUCCAGGCAAAGUGGGGAAUUCCCGGUUAACUGGAGACUGGCAAAUGUGACAUGCAUCUACAGGAAUGGUCAGGAGGAGGAUCCAGGGAAUUACAGGCCUGUCACGUCCCCUCAGUGCCGUGGAGGCCAUGGAGCAGGUCACCUUGAGCGCCAUCAGGAACAGGACAACCAGGAUAUCAGGCCUGGCCAGCCUGGGUUUAGGAGAGCCAGGUCCUGCCUGACACCCCUGAUCUCCUCCUGGGCCAAGGUGACCUGCUCAGGGCUGAGGGAAAGGCUGUGGAUGUGUUUACA